AUGGCUCCUGCAGUUGACGGUCACUUUGCCAUCAUCGCCGGCAUUUCUCUUUCCUUUGUCGCCGUCAAGGUACUGAGGCGGUUCAUCACGAAGCGACAGAAUAGUCCUUCUCUUCCUCCUGGCCCGGUGCCGCUCCCACUGUUGGGGAACGUCUUAUCUGUUGACGCUCGGGAGCCUUGGCUGACUUAUACCGAAUGGGGUGCUGCGUAUGGGGACUUGGUCUUCGUGCAAAUCAUAGACGAGGAAAUGGUCGUGGUCAAUUCUCAGCACACUGCGGAAGCCUUACUGGACAAGCGUUCUCGGAUUUACUCUGAUCGGCCUUACCUAGCCACACUCGAGCCGUAUGGCUUGUCAAUCAUCUUCGGUUUCAUGAGUUAUGGCGAUGAAUGGCGUCUCUGCCGACGACUCUUCCACCAAACUUUCCGUUCCGAGUCUGCAGUGAAAUUUCUCCCAAUGCAGAUCAGGCGUGCUCAUGAGAUGGUCAACAACCUUGUCAAUGACCCUCAACAUUAUCAUGACCACUUCGCAACAUUCUCGUUAUCUGUUGUGAUGUCAACUGUAUAUGGCUACGAUGCCAGUGCUCGUGAUGAUCCUCUUGUGCAGAAAGUGGUAAAGGCACUGAUCCCGGGCCUGGCGGUGUUGACCCCAGAAAGAGCAUUGAUGCUUAAGACCUUCCCUUUCUUGCUAAAGUUACCUGACUGGUGUUGGGGAUCAUCGAUCAAGCGUACUGCUCGAUCUUCGACCGAGCGCAUCAAUGAAAUGGCCAACGCACCAUUUCGAUAUGUGCAACAGCACAUGGCAGACAGUUCGAUCCUCGUUCAAUCUUCGAUGGUUGCAGAAAAUUUGCGGCGGAUGGAAACGCAAGAGGAGGUAUCCAAUCCUGCAUUCGAGAGUGCCUUAAAGAAAGCAGCUACUACUGCUACUAUGGGUUCAUAUGAGACGACUUCGGCAAUCUUGAUGGUCUUUGUUUUGGCCAUGGUAUUGUAUCCAGAUGUUCAGAAACGCGCACAAGCGGAAAUCGACUCAGUGGUUGGAAGAGAAAGGCUGCCAACGUUCGAGGACAGAGCGUCACUACCCUACAUUGAUGCACUUUUGCGAGAGACUUUCCGAUGGGAGCCCAUUGGACCCCUUGGCAUACCACAUGCCACCUCGAGUGAUGACAUAUACGAUGGCUAUUUCAUUCCAAAAGGCACAAUCAUCACGUACAACAUAUGGGGCAUUACACGGGAUGAAAAGCGGUACCCCAACGCAUCUCGCUUUAUACCAGAAAGGUUCAUUGACGUUGAUGGCGCGUUAACAGGCGAUGACCCUGCACAAUACUCCUUCGGCUCUGGCCGGCGUAUGUGUCCAGGGCGGUAUACCGCUGAUGCCUCUGUGUGGUCUGCCAUUGUGACCAUGUUGGCCACAUUGGAUAUUUCUUCUGCCAAAGAUGACCAGGGCAAAGUGAUCAGCUUUACUCCCACGUUCACCACGGGAGUGGUUCGCUGUCCCGCGAUCUUCCCUUGCAGUAUCUCAGCACGGUCUCGCAUCCAUUCGGACCUUGUGGACUGUUGCCGAACUGCCGAGUUUUGA
Messenger RNA from Suillus plorans, 1572 nucleotides. Its product is annotated as cytochrome P450. The coding region runs from base 1 to 1572 and encodes 523 amino acids. The transcript is spliced from 13 exons. The record is from RefSeq and is a predicted model, not a curated record. Lineage: Eukaryota; Fungi; Basidiomycota; Agaricomycetes; Boletales; Suillaceae. Gene Ontology annotation, molecular function: heme binding; monooxygenase activity; oxidoreductase activity, acting on paired donors, with incorporation or reduction of molecular oxygen.